UUCGUCCCUCUCACACGAGCUUCCAGCAAGCUUGUUCAACAACAUUCUUGUCCCCAUCACCACUGUCGACUUCGCUCGCUGCCAUUCACUCUCCACCACCAAUUUUCCCCUCUCAUCUCCCCUGCCAUCCAUCCAUACCGGCACUUCUCUGCGUGUCACUCGAGCUAUAAAGUGGCUCUCCACCGCCUUCUUCGUCUGCCAUCGCGCUUGCCCUGCUACCCCUCAUCCACGACAUCCAGACUCGCGCCCGCGAAUCCCUCCCUCACACGCACACGCCUUUCUCUCGAACCCGUUGCCCCUUCGUCCAGAACCAUGGCGACUCUAAACCCCCAGAAGAAACACAAGGUGACAAUCGUGGGCUCCGGUAAUUGGGGCACCACCAUGUCCAAACUGGUGGCUGAGAACGUCAGAGCUCACCCGCAGCUCUUCGAAGAAACGGUCAACAUGUGGGUGUACGAAGAGGACGUCACCAUCCCCAAAGACUCGCGUCACUACGACCCGUCUUCCGACUUGGCCUCCAAGCCCCAGAAGCUCUCUGAGCUGUUCAACAAGCUGCACGAAAACAUCAAAUACCUGCCCAACAUCACCGUUCCAUCCAACGUGGUGGCAAACCCCGAUGUUGUCGAUUCGUGCAAGAACUCGACCAUAUUGAUCUUCGUCCUUCCCCACCAGUUCAUCCCCAGGGUCUGUGAUCAGCUAGCGGGCAAGAUUGUUCCACAUGCGAGGGCUAUAUGCUGCACCAAGGGCAUAGAUGUCGGUGAGAAAGGCGUGAGGCUCAUGUCGGAAGCCAUUGGAAUGAGGCUCAACAUUUACUGCGGCGCGCUGUCUGGAGCCAACAUUGCUUCAGAAAUCGCCCAGGAGAAAUACUCGGAGACCACCGUGGCAUACGAUCCUCCUCCCAUGGACUCGCGCGCCCCCACUCCGUCAGGCUCCCCAACCUCUUCGCAAGUCGACCUCAUUUCCCCUAGCAAGCCCGUACCCAGUGCUCGCUCCGCGCAACUCAAGGCUCUCCCCAACGAGUACCCCCCCUUAUCUCAUGAGAAUGUCCGCAAGCUCUUCCACCGGCCAUACUUCCACGUACGCAUCGUCGACGACGUAGCUGGUGUCUCCCUCGGUGGUGCGCUCAAGAACAUCAUCGCGCUGGGUGCUGGGUUCGUAGACGGACUUGGCUGGGGCGACAACGCCAAAGCUGCGGUGAUGCGUGUCGGUAUCCUCGAGAUGGUCAAGUUUGGCAAAUACUUCUUCCCAGACAGCUCCAAAUCUACCACGUUCACCGAGGAGAGCUGCGGUGUCGCCGACGUUGUGACGAGCUGCAUGGGGGGCCGCAACUUCCGCUGCGCCAAAAUGGCCAUUGAGCAAGGCAAGACUGUGUUCGAGAUCGAACAAGAGGUGCUGAACGGGCAGAAGCUGCAGGGUACCAGCACCGCCUAUGAAGUCAACAGCUUCCUCACCCAGGAGGGCAAGGUGGAUGAGUUCCCCCUCUUCACGGCCGUGUACAACAUUCUGGAGAAGAAGGCCAAGCCAGAAGAUAUCCCUCAGUUGAUUGAGCCCAGGGACUAG
Molecule: messenger RNA, 1560 nt
Organism: Periconia digitata
Lineage: Eukaryota; Fungi; Ascomycota; Dothideomycetes; Pleosporales; Periconiaceae
Source: the annotation of a GenBank genome assembly